AGAUCACUACCCGGAAAUUAAACUGUCGCAACGCGGAAGUUUCUGAAGCAAAACAACAAUUGUCGUUUGCGAAGCUUGUCUGUGAGGAAAUCCUAAUAAACGUCGUUCGUCGUCUGGAUUUUUGUGCCGGUUCGGACGGGAGCGGAUCAAGAUGGAAUUCCUGUUCGGGAAGAGAAAGACUCCGGAGGAGAUGCUGAAGCAGAACCAGAGGGCACUCAACCGGGCCAUGAGGGAGCUGGACAGAGAGCGAAUUAAACUGGAGCAGCAGGAGAAGAAGAUCAUCGCCGACAUCAAGAAAAUGGCCAAACAGGGACAAAUGGACGCCGUCAAGAUUAUGGCCAAGGACUUGGUCCGCACGAGACGCUACGUGAAGAAGUUCAUCAUGAUGAAGGCCAACAUUCAGGCCGUCAGUCUGAAGAUUCAGACCCUGAAGUCCAACAACAGCAUGGCGCAGGCCAUGAAGGGCGUCACCAAAGCCAUGGCCACCAUGAACAGACAGCUCAAACUGCCUCAGAUCCAGAAGAUCAUGAUGGAGUUUGAACGUCAGAGUGAGAUCAUGGACAUGAAGGAGGAGAUGAUGAACGAUGCCAUCGACGAUGCCAUGGGGGAUGAAGAUGACGAGGAGGAGAGUGACGCCAUUGUUUCCCAAGUCCUGGAUGAGCUUGGUCUUAAUCUCAGUGACGAACUCUCAAAUCUCCCGUCUACUGGUGCAGCCUUGUCGGUGGCUGCCAGGAAGAAAGCGGAGCCUCAACCCACGCUGGCCGACGCCGAUGCCGACCUGGAGGAACGGCUCAAUAACCUCCGGAAAGACUGAACGGAACCGCACUGACUUUUCCUCUGGCGUUAUUCUUUUGAAGGAACGUUGCCUGUAAUGGCUUUUUCUUUCUACUGUGUUUAAUUUGAUGUGGGUAUAUAAUCAAAAUUACAAAAUAUUAUCCUUGAUAGGACUGGAGAGGUCCUGUCUCCAUUACGACAAUACCAAAAGACACAAAUCCCCUGACAAUGUGUCCAUAAUUGUAUUUUGUUACAUUUUAAAUUAACACUAAAGACUAAUAACCCAUGUGAGUUAUAGAAGAGCAUUUUUUUUAUAUAUGAUGUGAUCACUCCACAGCAGACAACAGGAAAGCUGUUAAAUUUGUAGCUAAACAUGCUGUAUACAGGUUCACUAAUAGGGUGACUUAUUACACUAAAACAACAAAAGUACAUCGUGCUGUCUCUGCUUGGUGUACUGAUUUCAGCAAAGUUUCGCACCAAAAACGUGUCUGUAGUUUUACACGUAGCGAUCGAGUGGUAUUCAUGUUAUUGUUGAAUAAUAAAGUUUUUUUUUCCACA
Molecule: messenger RNA, 1332 nt
Organism: Phyllopteryx taeniolatus (common seadragon)
Lineage: Eukaryota; Metazoa; Chordata; Actinopteri; Syngnathiformes; Syngnathidae
Gene: chmp2a
Product: charged multivesicular body protein 2A
Exons: 6
Coding region: 152-814 (220 amino acids)
Biological process (GO): endosome transport via multivesicular body sorting pathway; late endosome to vacuole transport; protein transport
Cellular component (GO): multivesicular body; ESCRT III complex
Source: RefSeq, a predicted model, not a curated record